GACUUCCGGGGUGUUUCUUAAAGCCGUGCACAUGAUCCCGAUGUUGGUCUCCUUUCGUGUAGCGGCGGUUGAUAUAACGUGUGAGAAGACGAGCUGAAUUACCCUCACGGCUCGGAGAGGCAAACAUGACACGUCAGAACUCGUAAGCAGAAACGGUCGUGGGUGGUUUUUUUAUUUAUUUUUUUAGGAGAGCGGCUCUUCCGUCAUCUCAACAAAUCACAGCGCGUGACUCGUAUUUAUUUCCCCGCUGCCGCCGCUGUUACGGUGACGUUAGCAGAGCUAGCAUAACAGCUAACCGCAGCUAGCGAGCUAGCUAACUGUUGUUUGCGUUGACCCGAGACGAACCGGGAGAGCAACCCGAGGAAAACAUGACGCACGUCGGCGGCGUCCAGUCGUGGUGCCUGGGAGUGACGUUACAGUUGAUUUUAGCUGCCGUCCUGCACCAGGGUUUAGCUACAGUUGCCCCGCCCACUACUGCCCAAACCACUGCCGCGCCGCACAAAGACCCCGGCAGACCCGAGAAAGGAAACUACAUGGUCACCAAAAGCAACGGUACUGUCUGUUUGCUGGCAUCCAUGGCUCUCCAGCUCAACAUCAGCUACAACUCCCUCUCCCAAAAUAAGAUAGUGCAGGAUGUUGUGAACCUUCAGCCCAAUUUGACAAAGGCCUCUGGAUCAUGUGACUUGGACAGAGCCUCCCUGCAGCUCUUCACAGAUGAAUUAACCCACCUCAACUUUACCUUCACUCUGAAUGCCACGUCCAAUAAGUACCACCUGAGUCAAGUGUCUCUGCUAGUACACUGGCCAGACAUGAAAGAUCCCUUGUCAGCAUUUAACGGCAGUGUGGAUGAACUGCGGGGCACCUUAGGGUUCUCGUACAUGUGCCGUGAGGAGCAAACUCUGAGUUUGGCCCAGAAUUGGUCCAUCAACACCUUCCAGCUGCAGGUGCAGCCAUUCGGCGUCACCGGAGAUCAGUUUGGAGCAGCCGAGGAAUGCCAGUUGGAUGAGGACGACAUGUUGAUCCCCAUCAUAGUCGGAGCAGCUUUAGCCGGCCUCGUCCUCAUCGUGCUCUUGGCUUACUUCAUCGGCAGGAAGAGGAGCCAAGCUGGAUACCAGACCAUCUGAGGUCACGCGUCGCUCUCAUCUGCCCAGAGGCCAGUGCGAGCUAUCCCUUAAGAUUAACCACUGUUUUAUGAGACUUAACACUCCACCCUGUCCCCCUAUAUCCCUUAAUCCCCCCCACAUCUGUGUGUGUGCUGUUCUUUGCUCUCAUCAGUAACACUAGUCGUUAUCACUUGAUAUGCUCUUUCUGAACCGACGGACUCAUUCGUAAAGAAGGGGCUUUGUUUGGAGAUUGUGAGGAAAUGAGGAGGAGGGGGGGGGGGGGGGGGGUACUAUGUGUGACGCAGGGGAUGGAUGUUGAGCAGAGGGUCCACGAGAGUUCUCCAAUUGUACUAUUUAUGAUUUCUGUGGAAGGAAUUUUGAGGGACCGUAUGAUUUGAGAGGAAAGCUACCGUAGCGUUUCUUAUUGUUCACGGGCUUUUGGGGCGACGAUUACUUUGUGGUCUUCCCCUAAAGGAGGUUUGUUAUUGUAAAGGGAAUAUUUUUUUGCUGUAGCUUAAUCCACUUCAGAAAGUAAAGAUGUGUUUUUUUUUAAAUUUAUUUUUGUUUUUGCAACUCAACAUUCAGCCCAAAGGUUGCAGAAUUUAUGUUGACUAAAAUCACAGUAACCUAAUCUUAACAAGGACGUGCGAGGCGUCCCCUACGUAGUUAAGAUGCAUUUAGGAAUGCCUUUUGUUCACUGGGAUUAGUGAUAAUAUUUACCGGUAUGUCCCUCUUCAAGGUGCUCGACUCAUUGCACAAGCAGUUUUCAACUCCUGUAAGAUAAUUGUGUUUUCACUUUAUUUAAAACCUUUUGGGAAAUGUGCUUGUUGGAUGAGAAGAUCAACACCACUCAUAUUCGCUAACUGUAGAGCUACAGUCAGCCGGCUGUUAACUUGGCACAAAGACUCUUAAACUCACUGAUAUACAUGUUGUUUUUCUUUUGUUUAAUCUGUACAAAGGCUGAAGUUGAACCACUUUGCCAUGUAAGCGUUGGCGUUUUGGCUUUUUAGACGGAGCCAUGCUUGUUCCCCUGUUUCCAGUCCUUAUGCUAAGCUAACUGUCUCCUGGCUGUGUUGUCAUAUUUUCCGUAUAGACAUGAGUAACUCUUUUUAUUAGCUUUCAUCAAUGUUCUCUAAUUCUUGGAUUUCCCAAAAUGUCAAACUAUUUGACGAGUGGUCGUAAGCCACUCUUUUGGAGUCUGUUACAAUGUUUGCACAAAACGGGAGUUGCAAUCAAACGAUCUUUAAAGAAAAUACACUUCAGUUUGCUUCGGUGGAUGGAAAAAAAAAAAGCUCAGGACGUCACUGUAAGAGGUGUAAUAAUCUGUAAGUGUUAAAAAUCCACUGGGUGGUUUUUUUAGUUUUCUUGGGAUGUUGCUUGCUGAAGGGGAAGUGAUCUCAAAUGGGCCCCUGUAAGGAUUUAGAGACCAAAAUAAUAUGGUCCGUGUUCAUCAGUGCCUUCCCAGCUGUAACAUAGAUGGGAUGAAAGUAAAGCCAAUGCCACAGAGGUACUCACUGACACUGUGCUGCCACAGAGCCUUCGUUUACUGUUACGGCCAUACUUGUGCAUUGCUUGAUGUUGUAGGAGAAAGUGCAGAUAUGUUUUUUUUUUUUUUUAAACGUUUUUAUCCUCCUAAAUGUCCAUGUAGUGAUUUAAUCAUGUUUUGAAUUGAUUUAGUUUGAGCUGUUUUCUAAAGGAGAGGUCAAUAAAAGUGAAUGAACGAG
Molecule: messenger RNA, 2827 nt
Organism: Cyclopterus lumpus (lumpfish)
Lineage: Eukaryota; Metazoa; Chordata; Actinopteri; Perciformes; Cyclopteridae
Gene: lamp1b
Product: lysosomal associated membrane protein 1b
Exons: 6
Coding region: 369-1124 (251 amino acids)
Cellular component (GO): membrane
Source: RefSeq, a predicted model, not a curated record